This is a messenger RNA of Candoia aspera, 8255 nucleotides long. It is a transcript of the gene MANEA, whose product is annotated as mannosidase endo-alpha. Bases 343 to 1710 code for a protein of 455 amino acids. The record is from RefSeq and is a predicted model, not a curated record. Gene Ontology annotation, cellular component: Golgi apparatus. Gene Ontology annotation, molecular function: alpha-mannosidase activity. NCBI's taxonomy places the organism in Eukaryota, Metazoa, Chordata, Lepidosauria, Squamata, Candoiidae. The transcript has 5 exons.
CUUCCCGAGAAGAAAAAGGCUGAAGAUAGUUCGGUUGUGCCACAGAAAGGGAGACGUGAACAGAGCAACUUUACUGCUUUCCUACAGUUAAGGGCAACGUGCCUUCUCCCUUGGCAACUGCGCAUGCUCCGACAGAGAGGGCAACCGCAAACUAGGGGGAGCCAACUCUGAAAAGAGGCUGGUUACCCUGAGCCCGUCUUUCUCCCGACCGGUCCAUUUUAUGUUCCCCCCUCCUCCGCCUUCGCUCCCCGCCCCCUCUUUCGAAUCCUUGAACUUUUCAGUCCUGUUCUGCAGACGGGCAGCUAGACGCUUCCUACCUGUGCCCUGAACUACCAUGAUAUCAUGGCAAGAUUUCGCAGGAGAACAUGCAUCAUUUUGCUGCUUUUUAUUUUAUUUAUUUGCUCUAUAAUGAUGGCACUGAAAACUCUGAGGCCAGAAAGUGCUGGGUUUGGCGAUCCCUUUGGCCUUGGCCUGUUCCCAGAUUUUCAGCGACAGACAACACAUUUAAAAAAGAAGUUCAAUCUGCAUAAUGGAGCAAAAGAAGAUAGCUUCACACGAACCAAAAGUGUUCACCCUCUGCCGAUGAAUCUCAAAAUGCCUACAAUUUCUGUAAGAAAAAUGGAAGACCUACCUCCUCCAAAUUAUAACUUUCAUGUAUUUUACUAUAGCUGGUAUGGAACUCCACAGUUUGAUGGAAAAUAUAUUCACUGGAACCAUCCAUUACUGACACACUGGGAUCCUAAAAUUGCAAGUGGUUAUCCAAAAGGCAAACACAAUCCUCCAGAAGAUAUUGGAUCAAGCUUCUACCCAGAACUUGGACCAUAUAGCUCUAAAGACUCCUCUGUCAUAGAAGCUCACAUGAAGCAAAUCAGAUCAGCUUCCAUUGGGGUAUUGGCGCUUUCCUGGUACCCACCUGCUAUGGCUGAUGAAAAUGGAGAACCCACUGAUGGCCUUGUACCUACAAUUUUGGAUAUUGCUCAUAAGUAUAAAUUAAAGGUCACUUUCCAUAUUGAGCCAUAUAAAGACAGAGAUGAUCGGAGCAUGUACAACAAUGUCAAGUACAUUAUAGACAAAUAUGGAGGCCAUCCAGCUUUUUACAGACAUAAAGUCAGCACAGGUAGAACCCUUCCCAUGUUCUAUGUUUAUGAUUCUUACAUAACAAUCCCAGAAAUGUGGGCAAAUCUGCUCACUGUGUCAGGAUCUCAAAGUAUACGUAAUACACCCUAUGAUAGCUUGUUCAUUGCCCUUCUGGUAGAAGAAAAACAUAAACAUGAAAUUCAUCGAAGUGGCUUUGAUGGAAUUUACACGUAUUUUGCCACAAAUGGCUUCUCUUAUGGCUCAAGCCAUCAUAAUUGGCCAAGUUUGAAAGCUUUCUGUGACAUAAAAAACCUAAUGUUUAUUCCAAGUGUGGGCCCAGGCUACAUAGAUACCAGCAUCCGACCAUGGAACAAUCACAACACACGCAAUCGUGUCAACGGGAAAUACUAUGAGACUGCAUUCAGUGCUGCACUUCUGGUACGACCUGAAAUCAUUUCCAUCACCUCUUUCAAUGAAUGGCACGAAGGGACUCAGAUUGAAAAAGCUAUUCCUAAAAAGACUGGUGCGACAACUUAUCUGGAUUAUCAGCCACAUAAACCAAAUAUUUAUCUCGAGCUCACUCACAAGUGGUCUGAAAAAUACAGCAAAGAAAAAGAACAGUGGCUUACAUGAGUUGCUAUUGUGGUUGGGAAUUCUACAAUGAACCUGUCCCUGAUAGAUUGAGAACAUGUUAAGUUGUGAGGAAAUGGUCUGUGCUCUUGCUGCAGCUUUGUUAUAGAAUGUUUUCACUUUAAGGAACAGAGGUAACAACAAGCAAUACUAUCCCUUCAGUUGUGUUAUUAUAUGAAGACUAUGUUGACCAUGCUUAAUAUUGUAUAUAUUACAAGUACUGUUUCCAGAGUAUUUGAGUGGUUGUCCAAGUAGAAUGCUAUUCAGAGCUAAUUUCAAAUCUGGCUGCAAUCAAAAUAGUUACAUAAGAUACCUGCAUGCAGCUGAUCUUUUUUUCCAUUUUUAGGGGGGAAAAAACCUGUCUCAAAGCAAAGCAAGAUUAGAACCAAUUUCAGAUAUAAUUUGAAAAGCUGUAGUUGAGAAAUGAAAUCAAGCAAAGAUGGUGCUCAUAUCCAGUACUUCCUCAGCAAAUCUCUUGGAUUAGAAGCUUGGAACAAUUGUGUACAAAGAUACUUAUCCAAGUUUGUUGAAGAUUAAUGUGUAAAUGAUGCAUGACACUGUAAAGGGAGGAAUUCACUAGGAACUUUUCAGUUCAAGAACCACUUAAAAUUAAUUAGUGCUAUGUAAGAGCACAGUGUUAGGGUCCUGUACAGUUCUUAGUAAUCUCCAUGUGAAUAGCUGGAAUUGGUGAUAAAUGGCCUGUUGUUAUAUUUAGUGUGCUUUUCAGAACAUUAAAAAAAACGUUUAUUUGCAUUUAUUUUAUUAAAAUUAGGGAGGGAUGUGAAAUUGUCAUAAUAUUCCUAGGCAGUAAUUGUUUCAGUUCAGUUUUUUCUAAAAAGUGGUAAAUUGCGACCCACCUUUUAUGUGAAUCACUGCAAGUAGAAUUAGGAAGCAACAUCAAACUCUCCCCUCCCCCCCAAAAAAAGAUGAGGGAAGGAUGGGUUAAAGCAAUAACUAAAAUUAAAACACUGGGAAAUUUAAAGUGUUAUUCACUUCAUUCAUAGGAUAGUCUGACCUGGAAAGAGGACUUUAAUGGGAAGAGCUGUCCUUAAUAGCUUAAAAGCCAUAAUAAGCUUAAAAGCCACCUUUAGUUAUAUCUCAACCAUUGGAAUGGUUUUCAAAGAGAAGACGUCUAGCAAAACAUUUUACUUCUCAGAACAGGCUCCAAAUAUGUUUUCAUGAAUAUUCAUUGUUAGCCUUUCGAGAAUGUUUUAGAAGCUAAAACAAGUUUGUUUAAAAUUAUUGGUCUUUUUCUAAAUCUUAAUUAAUAUCCAUUCCCAGAUUAAGAUGAAGAUACCAAAUUUGAUGGUGUGAAUGGAAGGAAGCUCUAAUAUUAAAAAAAAUCACUGAUACUGUUUGUUGUUACAGUCUUAUGAAAGUCACUUUUAUACUAGCUCUUUGUUCUGUUUCCUUUUUACAGAGAUGCAGUUUAAGGGUUCUUUGCAAGAAAGCACCCCGUUAUUACCGCUCAAAGUGGUUUACAUUAUUUAAAAAAAAUCAGAAAUAUAGAAACUAAUCGGUAACUUAAAACAUAUUUGCUCCAUUGAAAGUAAACUUUAUGUAAAAAGCAAAACUUCUUUUGUGGAGCCAUUUCAAAUACAAUAAUCUUCAUUUGCAAGCUAAGAUUCAAAGACUAUCCACAAGGACUCUUGUAAUGUGAAUGUUAUUCCAUAAUAGGCUAUAGGAUGUUGUGAUAUGGGGGAAAGAGUUGGGGCUUUUCUGUUUCCGCUAAUGAUGGGCAGACUCUUCAACUGGGCCUGAGAAAAUUGUUUUAUUCAUAAAAAAUAAUAUCUUGCUUUAUUUUGCAUCUUGCUCUAAACCCAAUUUGCAGUCUGUUCAGCAUCUAAGCAGGAUGGGCCCAGACAUUCUUCUGCUGCAGUGUUCUACUGCUGCUCCUUUUUCACUUGUGUGUUUUCCUGGCCACAAAAAUGUCUACUGCAAUGAAAGCUAUUUCUGCUGAGAAACAUUUUUUUUUUCCUAUAUGUCUGAGACCUUUGCAUAGAAAUGACUAGACCAAGCGACGUAGCCUUUAGUUUUAGAGGGAGAAGGAUGUAUGUGCCAUUAAGGCAUUUCUUGAAAUCCCAUCAUUAGUAUUGCCAUCUGUUGCCAAGUGGGCAAAAGAAGGGCAAAGGGAAGCCAUCUCCUCCAUUUCUUCCACUACUUCUCUCCUCUGCUUUUUAGCAAUUGGUAAAUGUUUGGGGAGUCGAGGCUGAUGAAAUUUAGGUUUUCUAGCCAUGCUAAUAAUUGAAGUAUAAUCACAUUCUAUGAUAACUUUUUCCCACAAAGGAUCCAGCGUUAGUCACUUAUCACAGGAAGUAAUACAAGGACUUUCUAAAAAGACAUGCGAUUUAAAGUAAUUAUCUGGGAUAAAAGACAUUGUUCAUUGCCAUUUUUGUAACUAUUUCUGCAAAAGUAAAUGGGUCAUUGCAUUCUAGUAUGUAUCUGUUUCGUAGCAGAUACUCAAUGCAGAGGCUCCAGUGGAUAUCCGUGCACUAAAGAACGGUAUAAAUAUAAAGUGAAAAGUAUUUAAAUGCAGCUCUCCAUUUAUCCAGUUUGCAAAGGUGUCUGAUGGGAUAGCAAGGCAAAUAGUGAGCUGAAUAUUAUCUUUCCUACCUAAUCAUAGAUUAUAGCUGAUGCAUACAGACUGUACUAUACACCUGUGGAUAAUAAUGCUAAGCUUUAAAUUUGUUAUACCACUCAACUUUCAUAGACACCAUGAAACAGCUUUAUUAAUGCUACUUUCUUGCCAGCAGGAAACUAAGUAGUUAUUAUUUAUUUAUUAUAUCACUUAUUAAUUACUGUGUACGUUUUAUGAAUUGUCCCUUUAAAGUAGGGGUGGGCAAUCUGCCGAUGGCAUGGAGCCUUGCGGCACAAGGAGCAUGCCAAGAUUGUACAGCUGAAGUUUAGUUGUCUUUGCGUGCCCCUUUGUUGCUUAGGGGCAGUUUUAAGGGUGGGAAUGCAAACACUUAGCUUCUGUGUGGCAGCAUGCUUACAUUUCUACCUUUUAAUCCCCUGAACAGUCCAGAGUGAAAAAUAUACUGAAAUAUUUCAUCCCCUUUCAGUGACAUCAGAACAUGUUUUGCAGCCUGCUGACUGAUCAAAACUUAUUACUGAGUAAGCAUGCUUGGAGUUGCAUUAUUGAUAUCUUCAGAUUUCUCAGAAAAUUUGACACCUUUAUUUAGAGCAUUUAUAGUAUUCUUAAAAUAACUAAUACUUCAAACAAGGCCAGAUGUCAUAUUGACAGAAUGAAGAAUCUGUCUCAAGAAACAUACUUUGGAUAUCAUGAAGGAGAACCAGAUUCUUAGUUACUUUAUUGGUCUACUUUUACUGCCAGGGAAAGGGAAAGGCCUUUGUCAGGGGGAGUUACCCUCCAUGUGAUUAUGCAUUUUUACUUGACUUGUCAUACUCAAUCCAUAGAUAAGAAUUUAGGAAUAAUCAAGCUCUGAAAACCAUGUAGCUAAUUCUAUAGGCACUUUGAAUAAUCAAAUCAGUAAGCUAAGAUUCUGUAUCAUUUACUUCUCACUUUCAUUUGUUCACUUGAAACUACUAUGAUCUGCCAUAGAUAUGUGGAUGGAAAGAGGAACCACAUAUGUAGUUGGAGCUUCUAGACACUCAAAUGGCCAGCCUGUUUUUCAGCAGAGUUGACAGCUGCAGCUGAGAUUUCAAACAAUCUGCCAGCUAAAUAAUAGGCCUUUCUCCAUCCCCUCUUCAUCAUAGAAUAUUGCUGGAUCCACUUCAUUGGAUAGCUAGAGUUGGAAGAGUUAUGCACAAUUGUUCUGUCAGCUAGAAUAAUGUAUAGCAGUGUUGUUCCUUUAGAUGUCUGAAAUCUUGAAGGAAAGCAGUUUUGCAAUAUUAUGGGGGAGGGAUUGUGCCAUAGUCUUCUAGUGUUAUUGUUGCUGCUUAUGUAUUGCAUUGACUGUUCAGAUCCAAUUUUAAUAAGAUUCCUUCAUUUAAUAAGACAAGUGGCUUCAUCCAUGUAUCCAUGGGUUUGGGUGCAUUUUGGGUAUUAUGCAUGCACAACAUGGCUUUUGCACAUGCAUAAAGUACAUUUCUUCAGUCUCAUUAGCAUGAUCUGGUUAUCUGCCAUUGUUUGACUGAAAAUGAACCCCACAAAUAACAAUAAAAAGUACACCAAUGUUCUAAGCACAAAGCAUACCCAUAAUUUGGAGAAUCGAAUCUAAAUCCAGUCUGAAUUCAGACCUUCUUCCUUUCACUUAAUGUGCAGUUUGGGCACAUAGAAUGUUUAAGCAGCAGGCCAGGAACAUCAGGUAGCAAAACAUAACACUGUCUUAUAGGGUUUGUAGAAUGUCAAGUGGGAACUAACACUUCAUACUGCCAUGAUAUAUUUGGUUCUGUAGGAUUCAUAGAACCUAUAAAAUUCAUGGUGAAAUGCCGCUUCACUGAAAAGACAUACUGAAUAUCUUAGUAAACAGAUGACCCCUUCAUUUUAUGAAAUGUUUACUAGUACUGUUAUUACAAUAAGUUUUUGAAAUCAUUUUAUUAUUUGGAUAAUAUUUUGAACUCAAGCUGGACUGUCGAAAGCUGUCUAAAGAUAUUUUAGUCCAUGGCUAAAAAUUUCAGUGAAGUAUGUGACUUGUUUUUCUCUUAUUUGUAUAAAAAAUGGGUAGAUAUAAUAGCUAAAGCAACUUGCUGUUUCUUCUUGGAGAAAUGAAAUAGAAGUCUGUGAAAACAGUUUGUAAAUAAAUGUACAUUUGGUUAAUCUUGCUCUUAACUAAGUGCGUUGAGAUUUUUGUAAUCUCAAAAAAUUUGCUAAAGCUAAUCAGGCAGCACAUAGUCCAUUCCUUUGAUUAAUUUAGGCAAUUUAUUCCCAUUCAAGAGAGCAAAAUUUAUAAGGAAGAAAUCAUUUUAUGACUACAAUUUGCUCCAAAGCCAAAUACUACAUGUUGAUGCACCCAGACAAUUUUUUUUCCCAACAUAUUCAGAAUGAAAAACAAAAUGAUAAAUCCAAUAGAGAAAAGGAAGCACAUAUCAUUGUUUACCAGGUUUAAAUGAACAAUGCGGUAUACAUAAUUUGUGAGGUUUGGUAUUUUUCUAUUUGCUUUGAUACUCAGUGAAAGUGCACUUCAGAACUAAGGUCCAUAUGAAUAUAUGGUUAAGGAGAAGGCUUUAAACAUUUUUCUUCAUAUGAUGAUGCAUCAAAAAUGUCAUUUUCAAGAAAACUACAAAAAGGUACCUGAUAAGGAUGGCAACCUCCAAAUGUUUAAUCUCUCACAAUGAUCUUGAGCAAAAGAUUAGUAGAUUUCUUUGAUAGAUUUCUUUCAAUAUUGUGCUCAUUCAUUCUUAUUCAGAAUCUAUAUACAAAUGUUAUUUUGCCCUUUUGUUCAUGUUAGACUUAAUCAGUUAGACUAUAACAAAAAUGGUCAGUUAGGCAUUGAUCUCUGGUUUCAGAAUUUUUCUUGUUACAUACCUAUCUUAUCUACAGUAGAAGACAAAUUACCAUUGGACAACUUGAAUAUACAUUUUCAUAUACUUCUCGAAGUUAAAACAUGUUUUUUGUAGAAUUGAUAGAUACUAAACCUCCAUGGGAUCAUUAAGUAGUUUGAAUUUUGUGAAAUAUUAUGUUAGAAGGCAAUAAAACUGGAUGACAUUGAUAAUUCCUUCUUUUAAUGGCAACAAAAACUGAUAUCUGUCAGCUGUGUUUCCUAUCUUGUCAGUUGGGCUGAAGUCUACCAUAUGCAAGAGUGUGCUGAAUAUCCCAGAUAAGAUGCAAAUUAUUUCAUGCUUAGCUGAUAAUUCUUUUUUAUGGCACUCUUUAUUACCAUUUAUUUACUUGUUUAUAUUUAUUGUUGUGAUUUGAGUCUGCAUCUAAAUCACUGAAUUGCAAAGCUGAUGACAAAAUUUCUAAGUCAGAGGAAGUCAAUAUGUUGAUUUGUAUGUUCAAAAAAUAUUCACUAUGAUGGUUGAAGAAGACAGCUAAUCAAGGUAUUGCUAGAUCAGUCAAAAAAUUACAAUUAGUUAUUUUAUUGGUGUUCUAGCUAAAGAUCCAAGGAAAACUUGGACAUUUAGUUUGAAUAGUUAGUGUGGUAAUACAUUCAGAUUUGGUUUAAAACCAGCAAUCUCCAGUGGUGAAAUUCAACCACAGAACUUUUGCAUGGAGCUGCUUAACAUGGGAUUUCUCUCUUGGAUACGCAAGUAAUUUGAAUCACUAUUAAUACUUUGAAUAAGUUAGCCUUUAAAAAAUAGCACUUUGUUUAAAAUAGGCUCUCCAGUAGAGCUCAUCUUUUCUCCAUUUUUACUAAAUAUUGACCCUGUGUGAUGCUAAUUAUUGCUUACUUUUUCUGGAAACUAAUAUGCUUAGUUACAUACCUUGGUACAUACAAUCCAAUGAAAUGCUCUAAUUCCCCUACCAUAAAAGCUAGAGAACAAUUGGGCUCUUGCUUCUGUUUGUAAUUGAUGUGGCAGGUUUAUAUUUUUCAUUUGGAUGCCCAUACCUGAAUAUUAAAAGCAUGAUAAGCAGCAGCACUGGGUUUUAAUCAUCUAUGUCAGGGUUUCUCAACCUUGGCAACUCUAAGCUGUGCAGACUUCAA